This is a messenger RNA of Menidia menidia (Atlantic silverside), 1361 nucleotides long. The record is from the annotation of a GenBank genome assembly. Lineage: Eukaryota; Metazoa; Chordata; Actinopteri; Atheriniformes; Atherinopsidae.
GUGUGAGGAUGAAGAUUAAGAAUAGAAGAAGAGAGAGGAGGGGGAACUGGAACAGGGAGGUGAGGAGGAGGGAGAGGAGGAACUGGAACGGAGAGGUGAGGAGGACAGAGAGGAGGACCUGGAACAGGGAGGCGCAGAGGAGAGGGCUGGGGCAGGAUGAGAAGAAGAAGAAGAACACUGUCAAUGAGUCUUUUUUGGGGUUAAGUGCUGUGAAGGACACAACUGGGAAAGGCCUAAGAUACACUGACAGACUACUGGAUAAUCUGGGGUUGGUACUGGCUAAUUGUAGGGGGCAAAGUUAUGAGAAUGGCUCUAAUAUGAGGGGAAUCCACAAGCGUGUCCAGAGGCUCUGUUCAUCUCCGGCUAACAAUCUUUACGGUGACUCUGUAGAAAGUGGUGAGGAUGGAUGGAUUGAGGUGGGCCCUCUUCCACCACCACAGGAAGUGCAGUUGCUGGUGAGCCUUUUUAAUAGGGAGGAGUGCAGGUCCCAGAAGAAGAGAGAGGAGGGGGAACUGGAACAGAGAGGUGAGGAGGAGGGAGAGGAGGAACUGGAACGGAGAGGUGAGGAGGAGGGAGAGGAGGACCUGGAACAGGUAGGUGAGGAGGAGGGAGAGGAGGAACUGGAACAGGGAGGUGAGGAGGAGGGAGAGGAGGACCUGGAACAGGUAGGUGAGGAGGGGGGAGAGGAGGAACUGGAACAGGGAGGUGAGGAGGAGGGGAGGAGGAACUGGAACAGGGAGGUGAGGAGGAGGGGAGGAGGAACUGGAACAGAUGAGAAAAAGAAGAACACUAUCAAUGAGUCUUUUGUGGGGUUCAGUGCUGUGAAGGACACAACUGGGAAAGGCAUAAGAUUAAUUGACAGACUACUGGAUAAUCUGGGGUUGGAGCUGGCUAAUUGUAGGGGGCAAAGUUAUGAGAAUGGCUCUAAUAUGAGGGGAAUCCACAAGCGUGUCCAAGCUUUGAUACAUCAGAGGUGUCCAGAGGCUCUGUUCAUCCCUGGCUGUAUAUUGUACACUAUCUUUUCGCCUUCUGUGAAGAGGUGGGAUAUUCUCACAGAAUUUUUUUACAUCACACUGAAGCCCCUGAGUGGCACUAGUUGGGAAGCAAAGCUGGACUCUGUCAAAGCUGAAUGUUUCCAGUUGGGGGGGAUUUUAGAUACACUAGAAAAGCCUGAAGACAUGGCUAAGUCACUGUCUUUUUUAUUUUUUAUUUUGAGGAGAUUGUUAGCAGGGAUUUCCUUGUGUGCCUCUUGGUUUGGACCAGCUCUGAGGUCUGGAGGUCUGGGCUGGUGUCUGUUCAGAGCCUCCGACUCUCCUCUGUCCAUCUUCUGGACCUCAGUCACUCUGAGGAAAGAGAAGAAA